UAUAGGCAUCCUGGUCAUUCGAACAUCGCGACUGAAUGAAGUCGCAUCACAAUGUCACGAAGGAAGCAGCCUAACCCGCGCUCACUUAAAGACCAAGAAGAGAACCAUGUGGCUAAGGUCAACAAGGAGCCCUGCUUUACAAUGGUGGCCAGUUAUGAGAACUUGAAUGAACAAGAGUCAGAUCAGGAUCUUGAUUACGAUGAUUAUGCUCCACUAGUUGUGGACACCUCCAGGCAAGCAGAAGACAUUGAUGAUCAAGAUGAUUUGAUAACCGUUAAUAAUAUACAGCAGUCAUCCUCUGAAGCCAGUAGCUAUACAUCGCAGACAGAGGUAGCCAGGAGUGCCACAUUACUUAAAAACACAGACGACAGCUUUAAACCCAAUAACUUCAUAUUCACUUCUCCAUCCUUAAGCAAUCAGGACCAACUGAGUAAUUGUUCCUCGGAGCAGGACCAGUUGUUCAUUGAUAGUGGAGAACCUAACACUGUGUCGGAAAAGUCAUCUCGGACUCCUUCCGUUUCUAGUCUUUCUGAUCAACUCAGUCCCAGUGGACUUAGCUCAAAUAUAUCAGCAUCUAAAGUUCAUAGACGAGGAAAAAAGACUCUGUCAAAUCAAGCGGAAAAAGAUCCUGAUGUAAAUGUAGAGUGUGAGGAGUCAGAAUCUAAGAUUUUACCCAUCACUAAUGGAGAAGGGGGUGAUGCAAAGUACGCCUGUCCCAUAUGUAAAACCAUCCUCUCAUCAUCUCAUGAUUUAACCAAACACAUCAGGUCCCACAACCAAAACAACACUUCUCAGGCCAACACCUGCACCAUUUGUGGAAAAGUGCUCAGUUCUCAGAGUUCACUUGAUCGACAUAUGCUCGUACAUUCAGGGGAAAGACCAUUUCAGUGUAAGAUCUGUAAAAUGUCAUUUACUACAAAUGGUAAUAUGCAUCGCCAUUCAAGAAUUCAUGCCAAAGAAAAUGAACUCGGUGGAUCCACAGGAAUGAAACCCAUCCGUCCAAAACCUAAAACUCCCACCUGGAAAUCUAGGCCCAUAAUUCCUAACACCAGCACUCCCACUACAUCACUGACCAUAUCGCCAGGAACAUCACUUCUGUCAACCGAACUUCUGUCCAAUAUGCCAAAGUUCUCCAUUCUAGAGACCAAACCUCAAGUCUUGACUGCAAGCGAACCUGUUUCUGUUGGUCAGAAGAGAGCAUUCAACUUCAUUGAGUAUUCUCCUAAUCAGUAUACCAGUCCAACAAAGAAGAUAAACCUAACCCAGGUUACCCCUACCCAGGUCGUAACGGAGAAAUCCCCCACUCUAGUCACACCACCACCAUCCAGUAUUACCAAAAAACCAAAGGACUCCCGAACAGAAAUCAAAUCCUUCACCAACUCCGCCCACCAUGACAGGAAAGGUCCCUUGGAGUCUGUGAACGGAGAGGAGAGAGAAGGAGACCAGCUUCACUGUCCUGUCUGUAACAAGGGCUUCCUGUGUAAAUAUGGACUAGAGACCCACCUAGACACCCACCCUGAGUAUUCUAUGAAAUGUGGAAUAUGUCACAUGUCAUUUCCAACCCUCAGGGGCCUGAGCAUGCACAAACUUAUGGUCCACAGUAAGGAGAAGUCUGUGGAAGAUACUGAAAACAACCCUGAGCCUAAGUCCUCUCCCCCAGCUGUUGUGGGAUUCUAUGAUCUUGGUUUUAUGGACUUCUCAGUCAAAAAAUUUCCUUUAGUUGCCAAGUCCUAUUGUGAGGAAAACGUGAGAAUAUCGAGCAGUAUUUACCACAAUUUUCACUGUAGCGAGUGUUCAAAGGCCUUUCCAUCUCGAGCAUCUUUACUCUUACACGAGUACACUCAUAGUCCAGAGAAGACCUCACAGUGCCCUCUAUGUGAGUGUGAUUUUUUGGACACUAACGAACUUCACCUUCACAUGGUCAAGCAUCUAUCAGACAAAGCUUUCAAUGAUGUCAUGGUAAAGAGCAAAACUGAAAAAGUCCUGAAAUCCCCAAAACCUGAUAAAAUUGGAAAACAUGAUUUCUUAGCCUCAUUUGGUUUGACCACUGUGAGCGAAGCCGAACUUUUACAGAAAAGAGAUAAAGAACUGAAGUUAGAAGCAAACCCAAGCAUGGAUAAGAAAGAAAAUAAUGAUUAUUUUGCCAGACUUGGCCAGGUUUUCUCCUCUGAUAUAUCUCCCAUUAAUCCACUUAUUGCUGCCAAAUUUGCCCAGAUGUCUCCUGAAGAACAGGCCAAAGCUUACAUUGAAGCCCAGAAGUUUGUCCAGGCUGCUAUGGCCAUGCCUCAGUUCUUCCAAGGAAUGGAGCAAAUUUCUGGUCUCAAUGCUUCUCAGUUUAAAGCCUUCAUGCCUUCAAUACUUCCCCUUGGUUUGCCAAAGUCCAGUGCCAACAACACUAUGUCUCUGAACCAGCUAACUACCCUAGCAGCCAUGACAAGUCCAGCUAUGCUGACCAGUAUGAUGGCGGGACAGAAUAUUUCCAGCCCCCUUCCAACACCCCCUCCCAGCAGUGAGAGUGGCUCUUCUGGAGAAAUGUCUGACAAGUACCCCAAUAAGAAUGGUGUCUUCCAGUGCAAAUACUGUGAUCUGGUGUUCACCAACUAUAGAACCAUGAAAGGCAAGAGAAUUUUUCUUUUUUUUUUUGCUAUUUCUUUUAUGGAAAAUGUAUUUUAUGUUAAAGAUCCAUCUUUCUCUAUAAUUGUAAUAAAAUUGUAUACAUUUAUUGGUUCACUGAUUUUUUUGCGCUGGUUUUGCUCAGAAAUUAAAGCAAUAACAGGUCACACUCGAACCCACCUUGGUCUGUCUCCAUACAAAUGUAACCUAUGUAGUUACUCCAGUGCAGAUAAGAGCACACUGAUUCGUCAUCUAAGAACCCACAAUGGAGAACGACCAUUUCAGUGCAGAGUUUGUGACUUUGCCUUCACUACUAAAGCCAACUGCGAGAGGCAUGUCAGAAAGAAGCAUGGCAAGUAUCUGAAAGAAGAAGUAGAUGCUGCCAUUGGGUACAAUAAAUAUGUGGCAGAAUCCUCCAGCACCACAGAAAAUUUCCAGUCCCCUGACACAGUCUGUAAAUACUGUGGUGAAGACUUCAAGUUUUUUCGGGCUUUAAAACACCACCUCCGUUCACACAGCAGCUGUCCACAGAAACCCUUCCUCUGUAUGCGCUGUGACAUUGGGUUCUCUACCAAAGCUAACUGUGUCAGACAUCUACAGAAGCAACACCCUGAGGUAUCCCAGUAUCAGAUAGAGCAGUUCAUCCAUGUUAAUGAACCCUCCCUCCUGGAGGAUGGGGAGAAGUCGUUUGGGGAGGGCUUGUCGGAUGACAGCCAGACAGCAGACACACUUGACUUCUCUGGAGGAAAUCCGCCAGCUGCCCACUCAUCCACCAAAUCUCUCCUAGCAACAGAAAGCCGUACUCAGUCCCCCAUUACAAAUAUUAAGGCAGAAGCCGUGAAAAUUAAGCAGGAGCCAAUGGACAUGGAUGAUUUGCCUCUUGACUUUAGCGUAAACAGGAGUUCUACCUCAACACCUGAUGUCAAACCAAAAGUGGACGAGUUGCCAAUGGAUCUUUCUUUUAAAGGAAAGGAGGCCAGUGAUUCUCCGACCCCAAAUUCCCGCUCCAUCGUAUAUGACACUAAUGUAUACCAGUGCCAGUUCUGUCCAAUGGGAAUCUCCAGUCAGAGGAUGCUGGAGCGCCACCUGUUGCAGGACCACCACCAUCUGCUGGAGAGAAUGGAGAAACAGGCGCUGAAGGAAGCCACAACAUCAGAACCAUCAACCAAACUGUCCACUAGCCAUGGCAGCGAGGAAAGGAUGAAAAUCCUGAUGCGCUUUCCAAAAACUGGAAACAAUGCAAGGAGUCUAAAGGAUAGAAUUAACAAACCAGACUCCAAAUUCAAUCAUGGUUCAGAUACUGCCUCAGAUCUUGCCUCGGUGAAAAAAAUUCUUGAUGCCGCCAUUCAACCUUUCCAAUCAUUUCCAAUUGAUAAUUCUAACCUGUCUGGUAAAUCAGGUGAUGAUUCAAUGGAUUAUUCCAUUGAUGAAGACGGUACAUGUAAAAGCAAAGAUCUGGAGGAACCUCCUGUUCUCAGCCCUAGAAAUAAGGGGGAUAACUCUAGCAUGCACAGUGACCAAGACAUGCCUGAAAUAGCAGAGAGCCCAGAACAGUUUGCUAAGAUGUUCAUCAAUGCACCAAAAAUACCAAAGACAGUGACAGAGCCUGCAGACAAGCUUCUAGUGAAGAAGAAAAGAAAUUCAUAUGCUGACUCCCCACAUAAGUUACAAUGUCCUUACUGCACCAGGACCUUCCCGUGGGUUAGCUCCCUUACCCGCCAUCUCCUGACCCACACAGGACAGAAGCCAUUUAAAUGUCCCCGCUGCCCAGUCACUUUCUCCACCAAGUCAAACCGCGAGCGCCAUCUCAUCAGGAAACAUGGUGUUAACAUGAUGGACCCACUGUCUCGUCAAACCAUGGACCGCCCAUACAAGUGUCAUCUCUGUGUAUUCAGCUCCUUUUCAACUCAAGGUAACCUGCUGAAGCACUACAAGGAGCGCCAUGUUGGCUGUGAACUUCCGGACACCCUGGCUGACCUUGAUAGAGCUGUCACCAAGGGACUCAGUACCACCAUUCCCCCACACGAGCGUGGCAUGUACAGUAUUGAGAGUUACAACAUGGACAUUCAACUUAACAAGCAGGAUGAACAGAGCCUCCUAAACAAGACCAAGGACUCCGACACUCCAACUGCCAUAACCACUUUUAUAGUUCCCGAUGACUUGAAAUCUGAUGAUGAUGAUGACGAUGAUGAUAUAAUUCCGCUGAACAUUGAUAACUCCAUAGAAGAACCCUCUCCUAAACCAUCGCCUAUCCCAGAAUUCACAGGGUCUGCAGAACGCCAGAUCAACCCAGAGCGAGACAACUACAAUGUUGAUAAGAUCACCAACUGCUGGAAAUGCAAUGAGAAAUUUGUCUCUCGUAAAUUACUGGUUCGCCACCUGAAGGAGCACAACAUUGAUCUCCCUUUCAAGUGUUACUUGUGUGAUGCCUCAUACGAGACCCGAAAGUCCUGCCUAGAUCAUCAGGAGAGCGCCCACUCCUCUGACUGGAAGAUCCUCAAGGAAAAGAACAAGGUGGAUAAUGUGGACACAUUUGCCAGACAUAUGGAUAAGGUGGUGGAGAACAACUGUAAUAAGGUGGAUCAAGGGGCAGUGCUGGAGAUUCCUGGUCAGAAUGCAGAUGACCCUAAGAUGGAGGUGGUGUCUGCGGACUACAUGCAGCGUAAAGUGUACUGUUCACUCUGUCCUAAGCGAUUCUGGUCCUUGCAGGACCUGAGGCGCCACAUGAGAUCCCACACAGGAGAGAGGCCUUUUGAAUGUGACAUCUGCCACAAGCGCUUCACCUUGAAGCACAGUAUGAUGAGGCAUCGUAAGAAGCAUGUGGACUCUGGCUCACUGAGCCCAAGUGAUGAUGAGGACAAUAACAACAACCAAGAUGAACCUGGUGUCAGUAAACUGAUGACUCAUCAUCGACCUAUAUUACCCAGAAUGCCUGCUGCUGCUAUCCCAGUGAUCCCUGUUACUGUCAUGACAGAUUCUCCCAAAGUCAUUGAGAACCGCCCACAGUUUAUCACGGUUUCCUCCACCCCGAUACCACAGCCGGCAAAAUCCACCACCAUUACCAUGGAGACAGAUACCAAAGACAACAGUGCUGACAUUCUCCACAAUCUGCUUGGUGUGGAUGUGGGAUCCAUCGACCAGAUGCUAGACUCAGCAGACAGUGCUGCCAAGCUACUGGGCAUGUGAACAUUGCUAUGGGAAAUAAAUGGCAUAUGAAAUAGAUGGCAUAUGAACAUUGCUAUGGGAAAUUGAUACUAUGAGAAAUAGAUGACAUUUAAACAUUGCUAUGGGAAAUGUAUGAAGAUGGCAUGUAAAAAGUAUUUGGGGAAAUAAAAUGAUAAUCAAAUGCAUGAAUAUUGAAGCAAAUGUAUAUUAAGUGAAUUUUAAAUUGGUGAACAGUUAGUUGAAUGGGGUUGAAAGAUUCUGAAACAUUAAAAUGUCUUAUUAAGAUAGUACAUGAUUGUAUAAAUGUCUCAUGAUUUGAUGAUAGUGUUUAACUUGAUAUGAUUAAUUGGAUGCUAUGUGAGGAGUUAUUUUCUUCACUUGUAUAUACAUUAUCUCAUUUAGUAAUUCAAUGUGUGGUCACCUCGUCUUUGAAGAUUGGUGUCAUUGAUGCCUUGUUACCUCUUAGUUUACUUGUCGUAAGAUCACUAUAUACAUGUACUUUGUGUGAUAAAUUAGCAAGUUUGUCUGAAAUGCACAGAAAUAUUAUAAAGUAACAUAUAUUUGUAGCAGUUUCUGUUUCCUGGUAUUUCCCAGUUGUUUUGAAAUAACUUGUGUCAGGGAUUAUUUAUUGAACAUUCCAAAACUUGUUGUGUAGUGAUUUAGUAAAAGUGUUCAUCAUAGUUGACAUGAGGAAAAAUAAAUACAAGGUAAUGUGCAUAGAGUGUGUAAAUGUCAAGUUCCCGAACACAUGGGAACAAACCACAAUGAAUUGUAAAUACUUUUAUACAUUCCGAUUGUUGUAUACAAAUGUUGUGUGCAUGUAUUUGUGUAUAUAUAUAUUAUGAUUUACUGUUUUUUAUAUGAAUGCUCCAAGAGGAAAUAAUUUUGUCUCUUAAUAUUGACAAUCCACGCUCCCUUUGGGAGUCCCCAAUAUGGCACCCCACCGCACGUGUUUCCGCACAUUUUUGUGAGUCGUGAAAAAAAAGUGCAUAGGACAACACCCUAGUCUCCUGACAGAUCUGUUAUUAGUCAAAAAUUAUUUAUUUAUUCAUUUGUUAUGACUUUUUUUUUCCUAUGUUGAAUUUUGUACAUUAUUUGUAUAUAUGGAUGUGUUUAAUAGUGACAACUUUCAGACUUCUUUUUUUGAGAACUAUGCAUUCCUUUUUUUUAUAAACAAGCUCCUGCAACAGCAUUCCAACCAUUCUCUUUAAUUUUCAUUUGUUAAAAUGUCUGAUUUCUAUAUUUAUUUAUUAUUUGUUUUGAUAAGAAAAUGUUACACAUUUUAGUUUGGUGUAGGGGAAGUAACCAUUCCAUUGUACACAUUAGAGUUUUUGUGUUAGUGCCUUAGACCAAAAUAGUAUUGGAAUUGGAAAUGGGAUUAGUCUCGAAGCCACAGUGUUUAAAAUCAAAUCCAAUUUUUUAUUUAAGAAAAAAAAUGUCUCUCUUUUUUUUUUAUUCUUCCAUUGUGUGAGUUUUUAAUUAUGGAUUACAGGGAUUUUGACAAUGUCAAUGUAGGUAUGGAGUUUAAGUCACAAAUAUUUUUAAAAAACUUGUGUGUGUUUUAAUUUGCUGGUCAUGAAAGCAUUAAUAUGCAAUGAAUUUCAUUAAACUAUAUUAGUAGAAAAA
This is a messenger RNA of Saccostrea echinata, 7404 nucleotides long. RefSeq names its product ras-responsive element-binding protein 1-like. The record is from RefSeq and is a predicted model, not a curated record. Lineage: Eukaryota; Metazoa; Mollusca; Bivalvia; Ostreida; Ostreidae. Gene Ontology annotation, biological process: regulation of transcription by RNA polymerase II. Gene Ontology annotation, molecular function: DNA-binding transcription activator activity, RNA polymerase II-specific; RNA polymerase II cis-regulatory region sequence-specific DNA binding. Gene Ontology annotation, cellular component: nucleus. The transcript is spliced from 17 exons. The coding region runs from base 52 to 5799 and encodes 1915 amino acids.